Durio zibethinus is the source of this 2107-nucleotide messenger RNA. Lineage: Eukaryota; Viridiplantae; Streptophyta; Magnoliopsida; Malvales; Malvaceae. The record is from RefSeq and is a predicted model, not a curated record.
CUCAGCAAAAAUGGUAAGUUAUUUAUUGGAAUUUCAGGUGGCAUUUCUAGACCAUAGAAGAAAUUAAGUUGGUCUAGCCAGUGUAGACUUUGCCACCACCCUUCUUUCUCUCUUAUCUUUGAGAUCAUCCAUUCCAUGUUUCAUUUGCUUUAUUCAGGCUAAUUGCAUUCUUCUGUUACCACCUCAGGGCAUCUUUAGUACUUUUAAAGGCCAAGCCAAGCAAGAAAGAAGACUAGGAGGAAUCAGGGCUACACUUUUUGUCUAUGGUAAGUUGGUAACCAUUCAAUUUUGUGUUCUUCUUCCUUUCCUCGCUUCAGAGAUUUGCUUGUUUUAUAAUGUCUUUCACUCUUCUUUAUUUUGUUAUUAAUUGUGAUUUUCUUACCAGCCAUGGAAGGGUUGGAGAAUAUGGCAUUUGUCUCCAAUGCCAUAAGCCUGGUAACAUACUUUUAUGGGUACAUGAACUUCAGCUUAACAAAAUCAGCAACCACCCUUACAAAUUUCAUGGGGACUUCAUUUUUACUAACACUCUUUGGAGGGUUCAUCUCUGACACCUAUUUGUCAAGAUUCAAGACUUGUGUCCUGUUUGGGUCCAUAGAAUUGCUGGGAUACGCCCUCUUAGCAGUACAAGCUCACUUCCACCAACUAAGACCUACCCCAUGCCAAGGUCUUGCAAUAAGCCAAACAACUCAAUGCAAGGCUGCAGACAGUGGCCAGGCUGCAAUACUUUUCAUCGGUCUGUACCUCGUUGGAUUUGGCACUAGCGGAGUUAAAGCAGCUUUGCCUUCAUUGGGGGCUGACCAAUUUGAUGACAAGAAUCCUAAAGAAUCAGCUCAAUUGUCAAGUUUUUUCAACUGGUUCUUGCUUAGUCUCUCCGUUGGAGCUAUAUUUGGGGUGACUUUUGUCGUUUGGAUAAGCUCAAAUGAGGGUUGGGAUUGGGCGUUUGGCGUAUGUACCGUAGCAGUCUUGUUUGCAAUUGUGUUUGUAAUCAUGGGCAAGUCAUUGUACCGUAACAAUGUUCCCAAAGGGAGUCCUCUCCUUCGUAUUAUACAGGUAUUUGUGGUCGCUAUCAGAAAUCGAAAGCUUCCACAACCAGAGAUGGCAGAUGAAUUACAUGAGGUUCAUGACAAAGAAGCAGGGGUGCAAAAUGAAAUUCUCCCCAGAACUGAUCAAUUCAGGUUUUUAGAUCGAGCAGCAAUUGUCCAGACCUCUGGCGAUGCAUCAACAUCAGUAAGCCCAGGACCCUGGAGGCUAAGUACAGUAACACAAGUUGAAGAAACAAAGAUCCUUAUUCGGAUGCUUCCAAUUAUACUCAGCACUGUUUUCAUGAAUACUUGUUUAGCUCAACUCCAAACUUUCACAAUCCAACAAAGCACAACCAUGGACACUCAUAUCCUUGGUUUUAAGGUGCCUGGUCCCUCCAUCCCGGUUAUCCCCCUGGCGUUCACGUCCAUUUUUCUCCCAAUCUAUGACCGCAUUUUCGUUCCAAUUGCUCGAAAAAUAACAGGAAUCCCUACAGGAAUUCGGUAUCUUCAAAGAAUUGGGAUUGGAUUGGUGUUCUCAGCCAUUUCCAUGGCAGUUGCUGGAAUUGUAGAAACACGACGCAAAUCCUUGGCCAUUCAACACAACAUGGUAGAUUCUAUUCGGCCUCUGCCAAUGAGUGUAUUUUGGCUUGGGUACCAAUAUGCUAUAUUUGGAUUGGCUGAAAUGUUCACAUUCGUUGGGAUGCUAGAAUUCUUCUAUUCAGAGAGUUCAGCAAGGAUGAAGUCAUUGAGCAUAGCCAUCUCGUGGUGCUCAUUAGCUUUUGGUUACUUCUUGAGCACGGUGGUGGUGGAGGUGGUGAACAAGGUCAGUGGUGGAUGGCUGGCUAAUAACAAUUUGAACAGAGACAAGCUCAACUAUUUUUACUGGUUAUUGGCAGCGUUGAGUGUGGUGAAUUUUGGUAUCUAUUUGGUUUGUGCCUCUUGGUACAGGUAUAAGAAGGUGGAAAUCAAUCAAGAAGAAAAUUGUGAUAGCAGUCCCGCAAAGGGCAAUCAACUUGAGAUGGUGACAAUUUAGAAUCACGAGGGUUCUGGUUUUUAUAGUUCUUGUAUUUUUCUCCUCUUAUCAA